Lytechinus variegatus (green sea urchin) is the source of this 3085-nucleotide messenger RNA. Its product is annotated as sodium/potassium/calcium exchanger 3-like. Bases 327 to 2168 code for a protein of 613 amino acids. Gene Ontology annotation, cellular component: membrane. NCBI's taxonomy places the organism in Eukaryota, Metazoa, Echinodermata, Echinoidea, Temnopleuroida, Toxopneustidae. The record is from RefSeq and is a predicted model, not a curated record. The transcript has 9 exons. Gene Ontology annotation, molecular function: calcium, potassium:sodium antiporter activity; calcium channel activity. Gene Ontology annotation, biological process: intracellular calcium ion homeostasis; calcium ion transmembrane transport.
AGCACGUGCAUGAGAGGCGGCGGAUUGAACGCACUCAUGUGCAUCUUUUCUAUGCAUAAAGCGAGCGGCACUCACGCAAAAUGGCUUAGAAGUUACAGAAAAUAAAUGCUCAGCCCGGGUGACUAAAGAGAACUCAGUGAUUGUUUCAUGAUACAUGGAUAGGGAAAUGAUAUGGAUGACAGCUCAUAAUUCUCCUGCAUUUCUCCACCGUCGAUCAAAGUCAGGGGAGACACAGCAUUAUUCGCUCUUCGCUCCCGUAGCCCAACAGAUGUUCUCCCGUACACCUGUUAACGUAAACAUCAUCUCGCUCAUCAUCCCUAGUCACCAUGGUUAUGAAUAGAACUGAUGCCAUCUCCUCGCCCACGAUCUACGGACGUAUAGAAAGAUGGCGGGCCUUUCUCAAACGUCGUAGGAAGUUGAAAAGGGAUAGUUGUUCUUAUCUUGCCGCUACUUGUGCCUUACUGCUACCAAUACUUGUUUUUAUUUCUCUGUUCAAUAAUCAUAUCUUCAUCCCAACUCGGUAUGAUGAGGAUGUGAUUAAGCGGUCGUUGCGAUCAGAUACGGAAGAUAGAGGUUAUGACGGGAGUUCGAUCCAUGAUGAUCAACCCUACCAUAACCCUGAUGAUAAAAUUAACUGUACUGAGAGGAGCAUCAUUAACUUCCCUCUUCAUCUCUUCAAUCGAGAGCAACGACGCCAUGGAGCCGUCAUCAUCCACGUCAUCGUCAUGGCUUACAUGUUCGCCUCUCUCGGCAUCGUUUGCGAAGAAUAUUUCAUGCCUGCCUUAGAAGUUAUCUGCGAAGUCUUGCAUUUAUCGGAAGAUGUGGCAGGGGCAACUUUCAUGGCGAUUGGGGGAUCUGCUCCGGAAUUAUUUUCAAGCCUUAUUGCUGUGUUUAUUACCCACGAUGAUAUCGGGGUAGGAACGAUAGUUGGAUCGGCUGUUUUUAAUAUCCUCUGUGUGAUUGGACUGUGUGGAUUAUUAGCUGGACAGGUUAUUUACUUGACCUGUUGGCCUUUACUUCGUGAUUGCAGCUGCUACAUUGUAUCUAUUAUUGCGCUCGUUUUCGUAGUAAAGGAUGGCCAGGUUUCGUGGAAAGACUCGUUGAUUCUCCUCGCCUUAUACAUGUCUUACUGCAUUCUCAUGUACUUUAAUCCCUGUAUUGAACAUAAAGUAAGUCUUAUCACCCCCGGAUGCUGCACCCCAAAGCACAUAAAGACGAGCGACGAAGACAGAGAGCCUCUUGCACGUGAAGAACCCGUCAAGAAUGGACGCGUUCGCACCGGUGGUGGGGAGGUUCAAGAAUCAACCCAUCUUCUAGUCGGAUCGGACGAGGAGCGCUCGCCAAUUCGUCAACAGAUGAAUGGUCACGUGACUACAAACUUUCAAGACCCUUUUGAUGGAGAGGUUGGAAUAGAUACAAACAACAUAGGAAAGAACAACAACGACAAAGGCGUGCAAGUGAGCCUUGAAGGCGAUUUAGAACAGAAUGAGAGCAGAGACAAGGAGAGCGAUGAUGACGGUGACGACAACGGAGAGCCAGAUUCUCCCUUCAAACUACCAAAAAAGGGGUGUAGCCGAUACGCCCAUAUGCUUGCUCUUCCUAUAAUCGCCGUCUUCGCUUUAACAAUCCCAGACUGCCGAAAAAAACGAUGGCAGCGAUUCUACGUCUUGACUUUUAUAAUAGCAUUGUUUUGGAUAGGAAUCUUAACCUAUAUCCUCGUUUGGAUGGUCACUGUGUUAGGUGACACGAUUGGUAUACCAGACACAGUAAUGGGUCUCACCCUUCUUGCUGCGGGAGCCAGCACACCUGAUACUAUGCUGAGUAUCAUCGCUGCACGUGGAGGAUACGGUGACAUGGCCAUUUCUCACUCUAUCGGCAGCAAUCUAUUUGACAUUCUCAUCGGUCUCGGUCUUCCCUGGUUUAUCCAAACCGUCAUCAUUGAUCACAGAUCCACCGUCACCGUCUACAGUGGGGCGAUCUCCUAUAUAUCCAUGCUUCUUCUUCUGACGGUCGUAAUCGCCGUGGUGCUUAUUAACGUUUGUAGGUACAGAUUAGGAAAACCACUAGGCGUUCUAUUCAUUAUAUUCUUUGUUAUCUUUAUUGUCGUCUCAAUAAUGUUUGAAUUGAAUCUGAUUAUUCCCGGAUUAACGUUACCAACUUGUCAGUAGGGCUUUUUCGCACCGCGGCGCAAAACGCUUUCAAGAACUUUUAACAAAAAUGUUUCGUCAAAAUAAUGCCCUUCAUGAGAUUGAUCACCCAAGAGGCUUUGUCGAAAAUGUGGGAAUGAUAUGAGCAGUUUCGUUCGGACUCUGGAUGAAUGACAUACUUGCGAUUUUUCGUCAGCUCCUGAACUUGGGACGACAUUUUUUUAGGCGAAGCCUCCUUUGUUGAUCAAUGUCAUAGAGGACAUAUUUGACCCCCAAAAAUUAUAAGUUCUUGAGAGGGUUUUGCAACCCAAAUAUUCAUUGUCAUUUACGGGCAUUUUACGGGCAUUUUCAAUACAUUUACUGUGUUCUGUAACCCAGCUAUUCAUUGUCAUUUACGGACAUUUUCAAUACAUUUACUGCGUUCUGUAAUUCUUCCUGCGUGGUAGUGCAAAAACCCGCUGUAAUUAGUAGGGAACUUUCGAUUUACCAGAUUAUUUCUGGAGACGGUAACUCAAAAACUAUAAAAGUAAUCGAAUGUGUACAGACCAACGAAUGCCGAGGUGUUCGCAAAGUGUUGAUGCCCUCAACGGUCGCUGGUAAAGACCUUAUUCGCGGUUGGAUAUCUUGCCAACGAAUUCACUUUUUAUGUAUUCCGAAUCAUUAUUCAGACUAAAAAUAGCGUUAGUUGCGUGGACAGGACAAGUAGGCGCUCUGUGGAUAUAACUAAAGUCUAAUGUCUCUUCAUUUUCUACUUCUAGUCCUUCUAGUCUGUUCUAGAUAUACUGGUUCGAAUUCAGCCUGUUGACGCAUGUUGCCGUAUCCACGCUAUUUCAUUCAUGAGUCCAUAGUGACUGUUUAAUGAGUCUACUCUUCAAACAGUGGACUCAUGAAUGAAAUAUACUAGUUCGUAGUUACUUCAAGACAAUUUUGGUCAAAUG